This is a messenger RNA of Paramecium primaurelia, 627 nucleotides long. NCBI's taxonomy places the organism in Eukaryota, Ciliophora, Oligohymenophorea, Peniculida, Parameciidae. The record is from the annotation of a GenBank genome assembly.
AUGAGUUAAUAAGUUAAGAUCUAUUUAGAGAAUUUAUAUUGUUUAAUAUUAGGUGAUAGUUAUAUACACAAAGAAAGUUGUUUAUUUCAACAAUUGCUAAAAACACAAAUAUCAUAUUUCUCCUCCUUACAAUAGUUCAAUCCAAUUAAAAGCAUCUGGAAUUUGAUGAAAAAAUAAAUAGUUAAAUCAUCACUUUGCACUAACUCAAAUCUAAUUAAUGUAUAAGUUGUGAUUAUGGAUUACCUACAAACAACAUUUGACCAAUCAACCUAUCUAAUUAAUAUUAUGAGAAACAAUAUGGAUACAGAGAUAUUUGUAAAUUAAAUAAUCCGUUAUAUACUAAUGGAUUUUGUUAAUAUUAUCCAAUUUCUUUAUUGGAAGAUAAUUGUGUUUAAGAUGAUUAAAUUUUCUGGUUUAUUAUGUAUGACCUGUUACAUAUCGAUACAUCUCCAAAAAUAAUAGGAUCUAGUUUAUAUGAGGUUUUUAAGUUUAAUUCUGGUACUUACUCUAAUUCAAUUUAUACAGUUGGGUAUUGCAUUACUAUUGUAACUUUUAAUGAUUUUUCCCUUAAUUGUGAAAUUUAGUUUUGAAUUAAUAAGGCUUAUUUGGUUCAAUUAUUAUAAAUGA